AUGGCGCCUACCCCUGAAGAGAUCGUCAGAGAAUGUUACGACGACCCCGCCCUGGUAGAGCGCGUCGCGCAUCGGACCACCCCGAGCAAGAUGGAAAUAGUCGAACCUGAUCCCGCCUGGCCGCAGACCUUCGCGGCGCUCAAGGCGCUCAUCGUCGACGCCCUUGGCCCCACCGCCGUUGUCGUCGAGCACACAGGGUCCACGAGCGUCCCCGGCCUGCCAGCCAAGGACAUCAUCGACAUCGACCUCACGGUCCCGGACCCAACCGACGAGGCCGCAUAUGUUGCCCGCCUUGAGGCUGCGGGCUUCCACUUCCUCCUGCGUGAGCCUGCCUGGCACCAGCACCGCUUCUUCUGCCGCUACGAGCCCACCGCUAACCUGCACGUCUUUGGCCCGGAUGCUACCGAGCCGGUCCGCCAUAGAAUCUUUCGCGACUGGCUACGGAGCCAUCCGGAGGACAAGGAGCUGUAUGCCGAGACUAAGAGGGAGGCCAUGAGGGCGUCGAGCCAGUCGGGCGAGGAUAUGAUGCAGUACACCGACAGGAAGGACGCUGUCGUCCGCGGGAUCCUGCAGAAGGCGUUUCGCAGCUUGGGGUACAUUGAUUGA
Messenger RNA from Talaromyces atroroseus, 606 nucleotides. RefSeq lists its product as hypothetical. The transcript has a single exon. Lineage: Eukaryota; Fungi; Ascomycota; Eurotiomycetes; Eurotiales; Trichocomaceae. The coding region runs from base 1 to 606 and encodes 201 amino acids. The record is from RefSeq and is a predicted model, not a curated record.